AUGAAGCUGGCUAUCAAAGACAUUCCUCCCCUGGAUGUUCUUCUCGUAUGGCAUGCGUUCUUGCAAGACCCAGUUGCAUGGGGUGAUUUUAUUGAGGACUCUCAACUAUUGUUUUCUCGGUGGAACCCUGACGAAUUGGUGUGUAUUACCAACUCCUCUGGUGCUCAAGAAUUCAGCAAUUAA
This is a messenger RNA of Fusarium verticillioides 7600, 183 nucleotides long. RefSeq lists its product as hypothetical. NCBI's taxonomy places the organism in Eukaryota, Fungi, Ascomycota, Sordariomycetes, Hypocreales, Nectriaceae. The transcript is spliced from 2 exons. The coding region runs from base 1 to 183 and encodes 60 amino acids. The record is from RefSeq and is a predicted model, not a curated record.